Cucurbita pepo subsp. pepo (vegetable marrow) is the source of this 781-nucleotide messenger RNA. RefSeq lists its product as uncharacterized. The record is from RefSeq and is a predicted model, not a curated record. Gene Ontology annotation, molecular function: fatty acyl-CoA hydrolase activity. Lineage: Eukaryota; Viridiplantae; Streptophyta; Magnoliopsida; Cucurbitales; Cucurbitaceae.
CUGAAAUUGAGCGGCGAAGUAGGAGGUUGAGAGGAGCGACAAUGGCGAAACCUUCUUCUUCAGCAACUCCUUCUUCUUCAGAAACUCCUUCUUCAGAAACUCCUUCUUCUUCAGAAACUCCUUCUUCUUCAGAAACUCCUUCUUCUUCAGCAACUCCUUCGUUAAUCUUUGACUCUCCGACGAUUCAGAUAAAGGAUAUGUCUGAAGAGGACCUACGCGGAACUAUAGAAUUGCUCAAUGGAUUGGGCGGUUCCGGCCAAAUUCCGGACGAUUGCAACACCAAGGGAUUCUAUUCCGAUAUCAUUCGCGGUCAUCUCCGGCAGCGCCGCCUCGAACGAGGCCGUCUGACCUACCUCCUCUCCGUCAAACCUGCUGUAUCCAAUCGUUAUGGCUUUCUACAUGGAGGAUUUGUUGCUGCGGCUGCUGAGUUCUCAUCAAUUGCUUGUGCCCGAACUGUCAUGGCAGAGGAUAAGGAGUUAUUUCUUGGGGAACUAAGCAUCUCUUAUCUCUCAGGCGCUCCACGAAAUGCCGAGGUCAUAAUCGAUGCUUCUAUUUUAAGGAGUGGAAAACAUUUGAAUGUAGUUGCUAUAGAUUUCAGACUUCAAAAGACAGGAAAGUUGAUCUACACAGCUCGUUCUACCCUUUAUAACAUGCCAAUGGCAAAGUUGUAAAUAUCUCCAACAAUCUCAAGUUUUUAUUCAGGUUGAAUAAUCGUGUCAAAUGUAUUUACUAUUGUAAUGUUGGAAAGAGUAGGGAAAUGUAUGGAUUAGAUGCUUGAUUA